AAAUUCCUACAUUUCAAAAUGGUUGUAAACAAUUCCGAGACUCUUUUGUCCAAAUGUGCUCAGUUUAGAGGCGAGGAGCAGUUCAUUGAUGUUCGAUUAAAAGUUGGUGAAGACAUCUUUCCAGCUCAUCGCAUCGUGCUGGCUGCGAAUAGCGAUUAUUUCUACGCCAUGUUUACAGAUGGAAUGAGAGAAGCAAAUCAGGAAGUGAUCGAGCUGAAAGACGAGAGUAUUUCACCUGAUAUUUUAACGAUCAUACUGGACUCCAUCUACACCGGAGAGCCUCACCUCAACGAAGAUAACGUGUUUGAAGUUCUUGCUGCAGCAGAUCAUCUUCAAGUGACGAGUGUUGUUCAACAGUGUGGUGAUUUCCUGCUGACCGAGUUUGUGAAGCUUCGCUUUAAUUUUGAAAAAUUCUGCCGCAUCUGGAAAAUCGCUGAUAGCCAUGGCUUGAAAGAUCUGCAGGAAGCUGCCGAGUAUAAAAUUGCUAAGAUGUAUAAAGAUGUCUGUGAAAGCGAAGAAUUUUUGACCCACAUCGAAGUAGAUCAGUUAUUCAGCCUUCUCAGUCGAGAUGACCUCAAUGCACCGACCGAGACGUUCAUCUUUAAAUCGGUGGUGCAGUGGAUUAAACACAAGAAGGAAGAGAGAGUGGAAGUUGCAGCCAAAGUUAUUGGAGCCGUUCGUCUGGGGUUGGUGAAUAUCAGAGAGGUUAUAGCGGAGCUCAAUACGCAAGAAAUGCGAGUUAUUCCAGAGAUCCACACGCUUUUGCACGAAUCACUGUUGUACAGCUACGAGCCUUCAGCUAGCUCCGAGUUCGCUACCAACAAAGCAAAACCGAGGUCCAUGAAAUCGGUAAGACAAACACUGUUUAUCUUUCUAGAUCUCAGGAAAGGUCCCAGGCAGGCUAGUGGGCUAAUUAGAUGCCCUUUUUCCUAAAUUAAAUUUUAUUCAAAUAGUAAAACAAAUAUAACACAAAUAAAAGACAGGAAAAGAGGAAUCACACCUUAAACAAAAGAUAAAUAAAGUCAGAAUACUCCAAAAUUGCAGAAUAAGGCCAACGAAAGACUUCUUUGAUUCAAAAAUGUUUCCAGGCUUACUAAAAGUCUAGCAAAAUCCUGAUACAAUUAAUGAGAGCUACAAAUAUGAUGACAUAACUUGGAUAUUUUCGAAGGGUGUAGGAAAAUUAAAUGGUCUGUCAAAGAUAUUGUUCGAAGUCACAUGAUCACAAUUUGACGUCGUUAGUGGGAAGUGUCGGAGAUUUAUGGAAGGACCGUGAAGAAAGGGAUCAACUGCAUAUCGUAAUCGAUGCAGUAUUGAUAGAGUUUACCCUGAAUUUUCAUCAAAUCCAUGAUUUUCAUCUCACCCGUUGGUAUUCUUGAUAGGUACUUGUGGCCAUUACUCCUCAAGCCCAGAUGCAGUACUUUGAUUUUGAAAUCAAAGAAUGGAAACCUCUUCCAACCAUGGCUCAGUUGACUGAGGCAAAUGCGUGUUUCUGUGCAGAGUAUGUCGGUAAUCACCUGUAUGUAGCGGGAAAAAAGGAGGAAUAUUUUGUUACUUAUCGAUAUGAUACCGUUAGUAAUACUUGGAAGACGCUACCGCCUAUUUUAGGGUGUGAGCAUAAGAUCGAUUCUUUAUGUUCUAUCGAUGAUUAUAUCUACGCAAUCAGAGCAUCGCAGCCACCCCAUAGGUUUAGUUUAAAAACAAAUCAGUGGCAAUGCAUAAAUUCAUUUUGCUUCACUGGAGUUUCUCCGAGCACAUUUUGUUGUAAAGCGUCCGCAGUUUUCAACUCGUGUUUGUUUGUAGUUCAGGGUAAUGGUAGAGUGAUGAGAUCUACCGGAAGUGGGAUUCCUAGAUAUGAGGAGAAACCAGCCGUGGUUUUUUGUUUUGAUCCAGAACUAAAUCAAUGGAAAGCUGGGGCAUCAGCCAAUUGUGCUCAUUUUGGAUCCAGUCUCUUUGUAGUAAACGGUAGACUAUGCAUUGCAGGGGGCACACGUUGUAUUUAUAACAAUUCUGUCGCCCCAGUUGAAAUUUAUAAUGAGCAGAACAACCAGUGGUCUCAUGUUGAACAAAGCCACAUUCCAAACAACAAUCUCGGUGCGGUUGAAGUAGAAGGGAGGGUGUAUUUCAUUAUCAAUAAUUUCCCAAUUGAUAGUGGAAUUAGGAUUCCACCAGGAGAAAAGUAUCCUGUGCCUUUAGAUGAAUGGGAGAAUCUUAGAGAGGUUAAUAGUUACGCAGUUUUGUGCUACUUACCUGUGAGGAACGAGAGUUUAACAGCAGAGUAAUGCUUGUGAUUUGAAUUAAAUUUGCUGUUGUUAACUGUGUCGGCUGAAGAAUAAAUACAACUUUCAGCUUGUCUAAUUAGAAUGCCGGGGUGUUGUCCUACCUCAAAAGCUGAAUGCUUGGGUCUUAUGAAUGUCGGUAGAAUUGGUUCCGUUUUAAAAGACGUAAGUUAAGGGUCGGGCUUUGUUAUUUGCCACAGAUAGUUGUGGGGCUUUAUUUACUUGUUAACAGGGAUUAUUCUCAGUUAUUUUUCUAAAUCACUUUCUUGGUGUCAAUGCAUCACUGUUUUAAAAAGGAAGCCUUACCGUUUGUUAUGAGUAUUCAACUUGAAUAAUAAAGACUAAUUGAUGGA
Messenger RNA from Pocillopora meandrina, 2629 nucleotides. The record is from the annotation of a GenBank genome assembly. NCBI's taxonomy places the organism in Eukaryota, Metazoa, Cnidaria, Anthozoa, Scleractinia, Pocilloporidae.